AUGUGUAAGCUGAAACAUUCUAUUGGGUUCUAUCUCUUCUCUUCUGACAUCUUCUUAGUGGGCGCCGAUAAUAUUAUCGAUAUAACUUUUGGUGUUACAAGCGCCAUUCUCACGAUGAUAACUAUUUAUUUGAUGUGCAAACACCAUAAGUCUAGAGGCAAAUUAGUUCCAGAGCUUGAUGUCGAGCACGGCAGAGACUUUAAACUCAAUCCAACCAUACUCAAUCCUGAUCCAGUUUCUAUUCUCUCGUACUCUGACUUGCGAUCCUUAGCUAUAGCAUUAGACCAAGUCGUUGUACCAUUGUCAGUUACCCCACAACUAGAUAUUCCACCCAGCACGCCAUCUUAUCAGACUGCUUCGCAAAUUACGAUUGUACAACACCAGAUUCAUGAGCAGAAUGUACAGGCCUCUCCUAUUACGACGGAUUUAGCUACAGUAUUAGAUCCUCCCAGUUCUCACGCUUACUACCACUCACUCCAGAAUUUCUUUCUAAACGAGAGUGAGCAGUUUUGA
Messenger RNA from Botrytis porri, 513 nucleotides. RefSeq lists its product as uncharacterized. Lineage: Eukaryota; Fungi; Ascomycota; Leotiomycetes; Helotiales; Sclerotiniaceae. The coding region runs from base 1 to 513 and encodes 170 amino acids. The transcript is spliced from 2 exons. The record is from RefSeq and is a predicted model, not a curated record.